Messenger RNA from Drosophila busckii, 380 nucleotides. RefSeq lists its product as uncharacterized. Lineage: Eukaryota; Metazoa; Arthropoda; Insecta; Diptera; Drosophilidae. The record is from RefSeq and is a predicted model, not a curated record. The transcript has a single exon. The coding region runs from base 1 to 306 and encodes 101 amino acids.
AUGCCGUACACUUGGCUUUUAACGCUUAGCUUGCUUUACGCUGUGCUUUUUACUUUUGCCCACUGUCAAUCUGACUUGGAGGGAGACUACUCCAAUGAAUAUGACGAUGUGCGGCCACAUUUUGUGUAUCCCGAUGAGCCGCGAUUGGAUCGACGUCUUAGCGAGGCUGCUCAGCAAUUUGGACAAAGCGUGCGCAAUGCUUGGCAGUCUAUGGUGGAUUCUUUUAAGAACUACUUUCAGGAACUGCAUGAUGUAUUCGCUAAUGGUGAGCAAAACAAUGCGGAAACCUUAUCAGGAAAUAACUGAAUAAAAAGGGCUUUUCGUAGUAAAAUCCCAACAACCAUUACUACUUGCUUGUAAUUAUUUCUUAGCAAGCUUAA